AUGCUCAGCAUUCGCAAACGCACCAGCCGUGGCCACGGGACUUCCAGCCAUGACGACUCCACGCUAUCAUCAACAUCGGAAGACCGACCAGCAGAUUGGACGACUGGUGGCUCGAUCCGCAAACGCUUCAACGGGAUCAAAGGAUCACUCAAGAAUCGUAUGUCGGCCAGAUCGCUCGCCUUGCAGAAGUCAGGCAGCGAGAGUGAUCAAGGCACACCAUGGCCAGCCCUGAAGAAGACCUAUAGCUCGAUGGCUACGUCUCUGCGUGGAGCUCGCACCUCUUUGGAGUCCAGGAUUUCGGGGGAUAUGACCAGACGUUCGGUCACCCUACACUGUCCCCCUCAGCCCGCCUCCAAUCUCGAUCGUGUAGCGAGUCACACAAGAACUGUCAGCCUCGGCAGUCAGCCCGAAGCAUUGCUCACGCACGACGCCCCCCCUCGCCUCCCUGGCUUGGAUGAAAUGGUCGCCCACUCAAGGCCAUCGUGCGAGGACUCUGUGUCCCAUGAGUCUCCCAAUUUCGCUGCUCUGGACUCUGUCUUCGACAGCCUCAUUUCGCCUCCCUUUUACACAAGAAGCCCCGAGUUAGAAGAAGCCAUCCGAAAAAUAUCUGUGGCACCUCCUCCAAUCUCAGGUCGCCUACCUAUCCGGCUGAAGCACGCUGAGCCACCCGUCGUCCAAGCAUCCGACAACUAUGAACCAGAGCCUGUUUUCUCGGCUGAGGUUCUCCAACAUCAUCACACUUGUAUGCCCCCGAAACUACCACGGUAUGGCCAUCGCUCCUCCAUGCAUACCCGGCGCCGCCGCCCAGCACACAAUAAGAACUGCAGCUCAAGAGUUCCUGUUGAGUGGCUGGACCUCAUUCUCGAGACCUCGCAAUGUACACGUUCCCCAGUUCGGCUUGUUCUCAAGCCCUCAAAAGCUACAGUUGAGUGGCUGGACCGCAUCCUCGAGACCUCGCAACGUACACGCUGCCCAGCUCGGCUUGUUCUCAAGCCCUGGUCUACUCCGGAAUCCGAAAGGGAAUCCGAAAGGGUCCAGGUGUUGCUCCCAAUGGGCACCAUUCUAAUCAACGACAAUGAGAAUGUUCCCGCAGAAUCGUACGACACACUCACAGACGCUCUCAAAGACGUGCAAAAGCGCUGCUUGCCCCUGGUUUCCCCCUUUGCUGUAUACCACCAGGGCCAGAGAACGCUACGCCUCUACCGGAUUGGUCAACGACCCGAUUUCUGUUUUCUAGAAACCAACACCAUUUUGAUCGAUCUGCGGAAGUGGCAAAAAUCGUUGAGUGACUAUAGUUUGAGCCAUUGCAAUAUAUGGUCCUCGGACGAGUGGUCCUCGGACGACGACACCUCGAUCAAGGCCCAGUCCUCUGGUUCCCAGCGCUCGACAGACGAUUCUGACUGGACAUUCUCGGGCGAUGAGGAGGACGGGGGGGCGCCUGCGGGGGUGAAGUCAGAGGACUCGCUACUGCAGGAUGAGGAAGAUCUGGAUCUGGCGUCGCGGUUGGGGUGCAUUGACUGA
This is a messenger RNA of Anthostomella pinea, 1521 nucleotides long. The record is from the annotation of a GenBank genome assembly. Lineage: Eukaryota; Fungi; Ascomycota; Sordariomycetes; Xylariales; Xylariaceae.